AUGUCAAGAUCUUCCCUGUCUAAUUUAGAUGAAAUUCUAUCCCCUAGAUUUAUAAUAGAAGGCGCUACUCCCCAAGUUAAUCCGAAGAAUUUAUCCAACUCAGAAAUAUAAUUUCAGAGCGAAAAUAGCAAUAUCGAUAGCAUGAGAUCAUUAAAUCAAGAUGUUAAAAAUAACAGCAAGCUUAUUUAAAGAAACUCUUAAAUGUUUUCUAUCAAGUUUUAAGUACUAGUGUAUUUAACAUAAGCCUCCUACAGUUGUAAAUAGCAAAAAGCAAAUCUAACAUAGCUUGUUUAAGAUUGAAAAUAGCUAAGAUGGAAAAUUAAAGUAAGUUUUGA
Molecule: messenger RNA, 335 nt
Organism: Paramecium octaurelia
Lineage: Eukaryota; Ciliophora; Oligohymenophorea; Peniculida; Parameciidae
Source: the annotation of a GenBank genome assembly